Molecule: messenger RNA, 2100 nt
Organism: Auanema sp. JU1783
Lineage: Eukaryota; Metazoa; Nematoda; Chromadorea; Rhabditida; Rhabditidae
Source: the annotation of a GenBank genome assembly
AUGGGGGUAAUCAAAAGAUUACCUGAAAUCGUUGUGAAUCGAAUAGCAGCCGGUGAGGUUGUUGUGCGUCCAGCCAAUGCUGUCAAAGAGUUGAUAGAGAAUAGUCUUGAUGCCGGUGCCACCGAAAUUGUUGUGUCUGUAAAAAAUGGGGGUUUAGAUAUGAUACAAAUCCAGGAUAAUGGCAAAGGGAUUUACAAAGAUGAUUUGGAUUUAGCUUGCGAACGGUUCACGACAUCUAAGUUGACCAACUUUGAAGAUUUACAAAGUAUGCAGACUUAUGGAUUUCGUGGUGAAGCAUUAGCUUCAAUUAGUCUUGUGUCGAAAGUGACAAUCACUUCUAAGCCUGCUGAACAACAAGUCGCUUAUCAAGCCAAAUACCUUGAUGGGAAAGUCACAGCAAUCAGACCUUCAGCUGGUCAGAAUGGAACUGUGAUUACAGCCGAAGAUCUAUUCCAUAACUGCCCAUCAAGGCGACUUACAUUUAAAAAUCAAGCAGAAGAAACAGCACGAGUAGCUGAUGUAGUAACCAAAUAUGCAGUUUUCAGACCAGAUGUUAAGUUCGCCCUCAGAAAGGGAACAACAGGAAGUGAUUUUAGAACUUCUGGUGAUGGCAAACGAAAAACAGUCAUAACCCAAUUGCUCGGAUCUCAUUAUGCUGAAGAUUUAUUAGAUAUCGAUUACAAAAAUGAAAGUCUUAAGUUCAAAUUGAGUGGAUGUUUCUCACGACCAACCGUUUCGGCCACAUCAACCGCGAUUCAAGCUCGCAAGGAUCGUAGAAAGCAGUUCUUUAUUUUUAUAAACGGACGAGAUGUUCAAUGUCCCCUUUUAAAACAUGGUUUCGAAAAAGUAAUUACCGAUCUGACUCUAGUUCAUAGUUUCGUCAUUGUAUCAUUAGAGAUGGAUCCUGCUCGAAUUGAUGUUAAUGUUCAUCCAACCAAGCAGAACGUAAUCUUUUUGGAUGAAGAUUUAAUUGUAGACGAUAUCGCAUCGCAUAUACAAGAACUUUUGGGUGAUUUUUCUAAUUGUGAUCUGAACGCUGGUCGCCAAAUAAGACAUGAACUCACUUCCACUCAAGUAACACGCAUACCUUCUUAUUCUCAAAACAUUAUGGCUUCGAAAAGUGCCAGUGAAGAGUCUGGACCAUCACAAAGCCAGAAAAAGCGUGUUGACCAUAUGAAUAUAAGAACAGAUAGCAAGGAGCAAAAAAUUAACCAAUUUCUCACAUCUUCACAAGAAUCACGUUGCUCCCUGAGCGAUGCUGUCUUGAUUCCAGUUGGCUCAGUUGAAGAAGAUGGAGCUGUUAACUACACCCAGACUGGAAAUUCGUGUAAGAGAACGUUUAUGUUCGAAUCUUUAUCGAAUUUAAGAAGAGAAAUUUGUGUUGAGACUUCUCAAGAGUUAAGAGAUCUUUUCAAAACUAUUUCCUUUGUUGGAUGCAUCAAUGCUGAACACAUCCUUGUACAAUACUCAACCUCACUCUUCAUGUUUAACCUCAGAAAGAUAACUGAAGAAUUGUUUUAUCAGAUUCUACUAUUCUCUUUUGGAAACUUCGGUUCUGUUCGUUUAGAUAAUGGAGGCAUUAGCGUAGAAAAACUUUUCAUUCAUCACGCAAAAAAAUUAACUCCGGAGAUGAUUGGGAACGCAGCGGAUGCUGCUCUAUUUCUAGCGAGAGAAAGAGAAAUGUUGAACGAUUUAUUCUCUCUGACGAUUGAAAUGAGACCAUCAGAAGAGGAUGAGAAUGUCGAAAUUCCCUACUUGGUUGGCAUUCCCAGCAUUAUAGAUGGUUAUAUACCUCAGUUAGAAGGGCUCCCUGCUCUUGUUUAUGAUCUCAUAAGCGAAAUUGAUUGGGAAACGGAAGAAAACUGUUUCAAAGGAGUCUGCGUGGUUCUCUCCAAGUUCUUCACUAUUAAAGAAGAUUUCUGUGAAGGAACUCUCCUGUCAGGAUUAGGAAGUAAAGCGACAUGGAAGGCUGCUAUAGAGGAUUUGUUCGUUCCACGUUUGAAAACCAAAUUAAUUCCAACCAACAAAUUGAAAAACGAGGGUUACAUCAACCGCUUAACAGACUUACAUGAUCUCUACAAAGUGUUCGAACGAUGUUAA